CAUUUUAGUAAUUACUCAAUCUGGCAACGUACGCGAAUUGCUGGAGAAGAAAAAUUUCACUCCAGCCAGUUGGUUGAAAAAUAUAAGAAAAUUGUAUAAAAUUACUUGAAAAAUUUCUUAAACUUAAUAGAAAAUAUAGUUAACAAUGUAAAUAUAUUGGAAACAAUAUUUAAUUCUUCAUUUUAAUACCUUCAAAGAUAAUUGAGAAUAUGUGAUUGAUUUGUUGACGUAGGCUUCCGUGAAUGUUGUUUUUCAGGCAGAAAGUGCACCGAACUGUGUUUUGAAACACAUUAAAAAAUUUAUAGCAAAUUACACUGCUUGUUAUAAAUAAAUAAAAAUGUAUUCUGAAUGGGUAUCGCUAUCUUCACAAAUCUCGGCCGACAGCUGUGCAGCACAGUCUUGCAGUGUGCUCAAUAAAUUCCCAGCUUCUGCAGGUCGUGAGGUCACCGUUUCGGUAGUGCGUCAGUUGGCAAGCAACUUGGGUAUUACCCAAAAUGCAGAACCAAGCCAUUUGGUGCGCGACGAAGAGGUCAACUGGUGCAUGGAUGUAAUAUGUUUUGGGCUAUCAUUGCCGUUACAAGAGCACGAGACCAUAAAGGAUUGUGUAAAUGUUUACUGUGAGUGGUUGACAGCUUUACAUCCGCAGCCGCGCAUCAGCGUGCCGAAACCAAUUUGCGAAGAUGCAAAUAUGUAUUGCCGGAAAAUCGUCAGUCAUUUUCACAAUCUAUUUGUGCCGCGGCAAGGAGAGAUCUUGCCAUUUAUAUAUCAAAGCUCGCUUGGCGCCGACACAAUUAAUCGACAAGCCGUGCUAUGUCAUCGCGUGCUGCGUACCCUUCAGCAGACUGCACAAAUCUCUCAAACAAUGGAUCGAAAAACCUGGGAGGCCUUGCUGCUCUUCCUACUCGCCAUCAAUGAGGUUUUACUUGCGCCGCCUACCGUGAAGGACGAUGUUGGUGACCAGCUAUGUGAAAGAGUGCUCUCAGUACUUUUUGAAGUGUGGUUAUUAGCUUGCGUGCGUUGUUUUCCUUCGCCUUCGUUGUGGAAAACUUUACAAGAAUCUUGCGCCAUGUGGCGUCAUCGUAUGGCUCUGAUUGAUCAGUGGAAUCGUGUUAAUUUAGCAUUAACUGCACGUCUACUAGAGUUUACAUAUGGCCCAGCAUUUCCAGAAUUGAAGAUAUCUGAUGAAGAUGCGCAACUCAUACCUGCAGAUAUGACAAAUGACUGCGUAGCACAAACCUGGUAUCGUUUGUUACGCACAAUAGGCAAUCCUACUGCGUUGUGCUCGCCACAUAUUAUAAGCAAAUCUUCGCAUUUCAUGCAGUGGGCACUGACACAUGAUAAGGGCGCUGAGACCUACCAACAUCCGUGCUUGCAGGCAUUGCCUCAAAUAUUUUUGAAAGCAAUUAAAGGCAUUUCCAAUCAAGUCGACGCAUUUCUGGGCAUUUAUCGACCACCACCGCAUCAGGCAGAAGACGCAAUUACAAAUUUACUUGACAUACGCCUCUCACUUAACGAGGCGACAGCCUCUUCAAUAACCACGGGCAUUCACAAUUUUUUCCACCACGGCAGCAAUAGUGCACUGAAUUCUAGCAGUGGUAAUGCAAACCACGCUGCAAAUGCAGCCAAUAUUGCACAUCAGCAUCAGCAACACCAUCACCACCAUCACUACCAUCCACAUCUGCAUCUGCAUGGUGCUGGGCAUUUUCUACGUGACAACUUCAUCAGCGGCUCAGCUAGCUCAGCACUAAAUGCUAUUAUGGGUCAUCAUGGCAGCGCGUCCACGCCAUCGAGCGCUGGCGUUAAUGUCACUGGCAGCGGUAACGCUGCGGGCAACACCAGUGGCAGCGGCAGUCAAUCUGCCGGUGUUGUUGGUUCCAUAUCGUUCGGUACACCACUGAGCGCCAUGACAACAGUCACAUCGGCCUCAGCGUCGGCCGUGGAUGGUUCGCAGAUGAGUGCGCCGCAAGCACAGCAGCUGCCAUACUCACCUACACCACCGUUACAGCGUCGCUUGGCAAAGAGUUUCAGCGUAGCGCCCGCACUGGGCAAUAACAGCGGCGGCAGUAGCAGCAUUAUGCAGCAAAAGGGCUUGAGCAAAGCCUCGCUUAUCGGCAUAACUGGUGCACGUUUAUCCACAACGCAAGCUCCCCUCACACCCACUUCUGGUCCGCCAUCCUCUAAUAGCUUAACAUCUCUGCCUUCGCUUGGCUUCGAGCAUCGUCCACCGUUGGCUGUGGCUCGCCCCAAAUGUAAUAGCAUUUUGCAUUUAUUUGGCGAAUGGUUAUUCGAGGCUGCACACAUAGGUGGCGACGCAUGGGUUUUAAAUACAAAGAAGCAAGCCAACGAAGCUAGCAAACGUCCAUCAUCGAUGAUUAUGGAGAAUCGUAAAGGCAGCAUUUCUCUCUCCCAACCGAAUUCCUUGAAUGAUCCGAACAGCUUACCACCCUCAUUAACCAUUGAUAAGUAUGAGUCGGGUCGUGCGGAGGCUAUUGGUACGUUGUGUAAGAUUUUCUGUGCUAAGAAGACGGGCGAAGAAAUUCUACCGGUAUAUUUGGCACGCUUCUACAUGGCCUUGCAGCAAUGUCUGAAGAUCACCGAGGCUAAGGAAUGUGAUGAGACUUUGGCUAGCAUUUUAUUGAACUCAUCCGAUCUGUUUCGGCUCGAUUUGAAUGGCGUACAAGUGUUGUUACCGGGUUUCAUAAGCGCGCUGGAGAUUGUUUUGCCCGAUAAGGAUUUGAAAAUCAAAACACAAGCAAUGCAUUUCAAUAAAACGGAAUUGCGUCGCGCAUCAAUUAAUAUUUUACUAUCAAUACUCACUCUGCCGCUGCACUUUCAAACGUUGCCAAUACGUGAUUUAACCAACGAAUCGACGGAGCGCAUCAUAACUUUUAUACAACUCAAACCGCGUUUAAUCAAUAUACUAAUGAAUGCUUUGCAAGUGGAAACCGAUGCUCAGAAUACGCAUAUGCUGCUCGGUGGUCUGUUAUUGACUGUUCAGGAUGCGGUCACUUUUGAGGAAACUGAAUUAGUUAGCACCGAUCAUUUGCAUGCUGCUUCGCCGGCGCCGGGCGAUACCAAUUUGCUGAGUUCGGCUUGCUCAGAACGUUCCGCAUCAAUCGCUAGUGCAGGUAACUCUAGCUUAGGCGGUCAUAGUACCGCAACCAUCGGUGGGGCAACAGGCAACACAUUUGCAGCCGGUGCUGGCAGCAGUGCUGCAGCCGGAGGUGGGUACGUUGGACGUGAUAACCUAUCACAACAUGAUUUCCCCAGCCUUACCAUAUCCGAUGAUUUCCCCAUGGAGUUGCUACAAGAGUUUGAGAGUGCUUCAGUUUAUGAUAAUGCACACGCCUUAUUCGUGCGCGCCACCUAUUUGGUCUGUCAUCGUUUGAUUUCAUCAUGGAAAACCGAUUUGAAUGUUUCUUUAGCCGCUCUGGAAUUGCUCUCCGGCUUGGCGCGCUUGCAUAUACGCGAUUCAGCCAGGAAAUUUACAACUGAAUCCUUAGUUAAAAUUGAAGAACCAAGUCAAAAUUUAACUAUAAUAUCCACAGACGCGUUAGAGUGUAAGCGAGCCGUGAAAUGGAUCUGCGAUUAUAUUUGUUAUCAGUGCUCGCGUCCACCACCAGCCCAUAGCAAAGACUUGCACAGCACCAUUGUGGCGGCCUUCCAAUGCACCUCGGCCUGGCUUAUGCAGCAUCCGUAUUUGUUGCAAGACAAGGAUUGUCUGCAAACCGUUUUGGAGGUUGUCGAGUUGGGCAUAUCGGGUACGAAGAGUGUGGGCAAAAGCGGCGAUAUACCGAAAUUCAAAGAUGAAAAGGAGCUCAAGCCCGCAUCGAUGCGUGUACGUGAUGCUGCCGAGAGCUUACUUACCAUUAUACUCGAGCAAGUUGGUUAUUUCCCUAGUGAAUGUGGCCCUGAAUCGAUUUCUUCGCUGCUGGAUGAAGUGGCUCUUAUGAAACAUUGUAAUUCGAUGCCGGACAGUUCGGGUAAUGGUGGUGGCUCAUCGAUAACCACAGAGCAGGCUAUUGCAAAGUUCAAGUAUUUCGUUACGGAGAACUCGACUAUUUUGGCACUUUUGGAGGAGCCGUUAGGCAAUGCAGAAGAUCCACAGCCUACGGUCACAUUAUUAAUACGCGGUCCCUUCGGACGUCAUGCAUGGACCAUGCAAUUACGACAUUUACCACGCAGCAAGUCGGGCACCAAAUAUCAUGCCGUCAAUCCAGGUCGUCCCAUUCCCAUGAAUGACACACCACAACGCAUUGAAUUCGAUCAGAAGUUCUUUCCCGAUGGUGUUGACAAGGUAACACCCUGUGUUGCGGACUAUUCCAUACCAACACUCGAACAGAUUCGUGAACAAUAUGGCACAGAUAGCAUACGUCAACUUGAGACUAUGAUUGAGAAUCAAAGUAUUGAUGAGAAACUGGCUUGGGCUGCCACCGAUAACAGUGCGGAUAGCCUCUCCCAUGCACAGGAAAGUGUACCACCCUCGGUAUGCCAUGAAUUCCAGGCUGCACGACUCUUUCUCUCACAUUUCGGCUUUCUAACAUUCGAGGAGCGCAAUCCGAAUAAUCCAUCCGAGUCGCUUGGCGCACCAGUACAACGCCCACUAAUUGUGCUCGAUACAAAACGCAGCCAAUUUGCGCAGGAAUUGGGUAUGCUGGAUAAGUUGAGCGCGCGUACUUAUGAUACCGUACACGUAUUCUAUGUGAAGUCGGGUCAAAGCACGGCGCAAGAGAUUAUCAGCAAUAUGAGCGACGAGCAUGUGCGGUCAUUGGAUGCGCACUUUGGAAAUAUGUUGCUGACGUUAGGUUGGCCGGUCGAUCUGGAGGAACAUUCCGCCUGGACAGGUUUGGUUAGCACAUCGUGGUCGCUUAAGACCACCAAUCAAACCGAGCCCGCAAAGCACACGCAUAGUCGUUUCAACCCAACCGCAGCCAACCAUAACGAUUUGCGCUUCAACGGCGAGUCCAAGGUGCUCUACUGGGCUGAUGUUAGCUCCGAAAUAGCUUUCGUCGUACCAACCGAAUGGAACUUGCAAUGCGAAGCGGACGGCAGCUGUCUUUCGCUUUGCUCCUCUCAUUCCUCGGGCGAUAGCCUGCAAUCAGCAGCAUCGGGUGGCAAUGUUUGGGCACGCGCAUCAGACUCAAGUGCCGAAAAUGUCAAAACACAAAAAUCACGGAAUCUCUCUUUGGAAUUGGAUACAAAAGGUGCCAGCGCCAAAGAUCCAAUACCACCUACGCGUCGCAAAACGAAUGCAAUGAAGCCGGCACUGCAGGCGCAACCGCCAGCGAAGAUUUUCCUUGUUUGGCUGGAAUCUUUCGAGGAUCAUCUGAAUUUUCCAAUAGAUGAUUUAUUGGGCUACACACGCACCGGCGAGGAAACUCAAUCGCUACAAAUGCCGCGCGCCAGCGACUGUCAUGUCAUAUAUUUGCAUGCAUUGCAAUCUGGUUUGCUGCGCGUGAAAUUACAGGGGCCCACGGGACGUAUGAGUUUCGCCACACCCUUAGUAGAUGGCAUGGUCUUAAGUCGGCGUGUGGUGGGCAACUUAGUGCGCCAAACUGCGCAUAAUAUGGCUAAGCGUCGGCGUUUGGAUAACGAUAAUUUCCAGCCGCCGCACGUACGCCGCAGACUCAAAGUACAGGACAUUGUGCAGAAAUAUAAAAUGGAUUUGAGUGAACCAGAAUUGCUGGCACAUCUAUUCAAAAGCGCUUUCUAAGCGUUUAGUAUUAUAUUUACACACAAACAUACAUUCAAUGUUUAUACUUAGAUACAAUAACGUAUUAACCAAUGCCUUUACUGACUCUACUACUUGAACUAUUUGGCAAGGUGCAGGGUUCUCUUUUAGUUUUAAUUUACAUAAUAUACUACCAUUAAGUAUUUAUUGAGAAAAUGUAUGUAUUUUGAACGAAAAUAUGUAAGCAAUGUAUUUAAUUGAAAUUCUCCACGUUUAACAUAACAUCUUCAACAAAUGUAAAUGCAAUAAAAUUAACAAAUGUUUGCUCCACAUGCAACAAACAGCAACAAUC
Ceratitis capitata (Mediterranean fruit fly) is the source of this 6023-nucleotide messenger RNA. Its product is annotated as ral GTPase-activating protein subunit beta. Bases 338 to 5713 code for a protein of 1791 amino acids. The record is from RefSeq and is a predicted model, not a curated record. The transcript has 18 exons. Gene Ontology annotation, biological process: activation of GTPase activity; regulation of small GTPase mediated signal transduction. Lineage: Eukaryota; Metazoa; Arthropoda; Insecta; Diptera; Tephritidae. Gene Ontology annotation, molecular function: GTPase activator activity.